Molecule: messenger RNA, 1317 nt
Organism: Macadamia integrifolia
Lineage: Eukaryota; Viridiplantae; Streptophyta; Magnoliopsida; Proteales; Proteaceae
Product: ER membrane protein complex subunit 8/9 homolog
Exons: 8
Coding region: 458-1069 (203 amino acids)
Cellular component (GO): EMC complex
Source: RefSeq, a predicted model, not a curated record
CUCGCACUCUCUCUCUCUCUCUCUCGACUGUCCGACCCUCUCUGCUCCCACGCACCCCUGAGUAUCUUUGAUAGCUCUUAUCUUCCCUCGAUACCCUCCUUACCCUAGAUCCCCUCCGGAUUCUCUCUCCCAUCUCUCGAUCUCCCUCCGCCCUCAAUCUCUCACUCCCGAUUAGCUCGCUGCUCUACCCUAUCCCGAUCUCCUUUCUCUCUCAAUAUCUCAUUCCGAUUCGCUCGCUACUAUCCACAAUCCUUGGUUGUUAUUAUUCCAUCUCUAUGUUUUCUCAAGAUAGCGAGGAAGAAGGCAACCCAAUUACAAUUCAGGUAAUUCUUUGAGUGUCUCAAUAGCUGAAUUGGGCAUCAUCAGUAUUGCUCUAGGAACAUAUUCAGUGUCCCAAAUCGUGAAUAGAUACUGAAGUUCUCGAAGCGACUCAACAGCCAGAGUUCCAAUUGCAGUCAUGGGCAGUGAGUUAAAGUAUGAGAUUGGACAGAAGCCUUACAUCAAGCUCAUCCUGCAUGCCCUAAAGCACAAGACAUCAGCCGUCAAUGGCAUUCUUGUUGGUUCUCUUGGCAAGAAUGUUGAAGUCAUUGAUAUUGUUGAUGCAGUCCCUCUUUCUCACUCUCAGAUUGGCCUCCUCCCAACUCUUGAAAUUGCACUAACUCAGAUAGAGGAGCAUUUUGGAGCACAAGGUUUAAGUAUUGUGGGUUAUUACCAUGCAAAUGAGAGAUAUGACAAUUUUGAACUUGGUAAUGCUUCGAAGAAGAUUGGCGAUCAUAUAUGCCGUUACUUUGCACAGGCUGCAGUACUUCUGUUGGAUAACCAAAAGCUUGAAACCCUCCCCAAGGGAAAAGAUCGGAACCCUGCCUUGCGGCUUUACAUCAGGGAUGCAUCAAAGAAUUGGAAGCAAGCUGGAUUGGAUGGAAGUAUUAGAUUAAGCAUGAAGGAACCCGCAGCCAAUGUAGUCCUGUUGGAUUAUAUCUCGUCUGAAAAGUGGCGAGAUGUCGUUGAUUUUGAUGACCACCUUGAUGACAUCAGCAAUGACUGGUUGAACCCAGAUCUCGUGAAGUAGAUAUCUAGUUCCACCCCUUGUGGACAACAGGCUAAAGCAUAAUUCAUGGUCCUCUUGUGCUGGGAUUGAAAAAGAAUUAUCUUUGUUGGGUUCUAUCCCCAGAUUUAGAUACGCCUUUUGCUCUGGUGGGUGAGUAGCCAAGGGAUAAUCUUGGCCAUACUGAAUAUUUCGUGUUUUGAAAACUAUAUCCAGACAGAAUUUUUGUUGUAUUAAACAGUCAGCCAUCGUAAUGCAUCAUUAUUUUGAGA